Molecule: messenger RNA, 1338 nt
Organism: Amborella trichopoda
Lineage: Eukaryota; Viridiplantae; Streptophyta; Magnoliopsida; Amborellales; Amborellaceae
Gene: PAHX
Product: phytanoyl-CoA dioxygenase (PhyH) family protein
Molecular function (GO): phytanoyl-CoA dioxygenase activity
Source: RefSeq, a predicted model, not a curated record
UGUUGUGUUUGUAGACAAAUCCCAAUUCUUAAAUAGGUGGAUGGAAAAGGAUUCUUCCAUGUAUGUUUUGGAGCCGAGGGAGUAGAAGUAAACCACGGUUCGGCUCCUAUGCUCCCAAAAGAGCACAUUAUACGUGCUCGAGUCAUAAAAUGUUUUGAAUUUGGUUGGUGAUCUAUUGACUCAACAUCCGCCAAUUCACGCGACAAUAUGUAAGUGCCCUUUCCUACAAAUUUUAUAAAUCUCUCUCUCUCUCUCUCUCUCUCUGGUUCUGAAGGUGGGCAGACGUUAAGGAGGAUGAUGGGGCUGGUCAAGAAUCUCACUCGUCAGCAACUCCAAUUCUUCGAUACUCACGGAUAUUUGGUAAUCGAGGGGUUCUCUGAUCCUGAAGAGGUCCAAUCCAUGAGGAAAAGGAUGGAUGAACUCCUCCAAAACUUCGAUUGCUCUAACGUUUCAAUCUUCUCUACGAAAAAGCAGACAAAUUUGACGGAUGAUUAUUUCUAUGAGAGUGCAGAAAAGAUUUCAUUUUUCUUUGAAGAGAAAGCCUUUGAUGAUGAUGGGAAGCUGAAACAGUCAAAGGAGCUUUCCAUCAACAAAGUUGGACAUGAUUUGCAUGGAUUGGAUCCUGUAUUUUCAAAAUUCUCUCACUCUGAGAAAGUAACCGGUUUGCUUUUGUCGCUGGGUUACAAGAGGCCAGUGAUUAUUCAAUCUAUGUAUAUUUUCAAGCAACCAGGAAUAGGAGGUGAAGUGGUACCACACCAGGAUAACUCAUUCCUCUACACUGAACCCUCAUCUUGCACAGGCUUGUGGUUGGCAUUGGAGGAUGCAACAACUAGUAACGGUUGCCUCUGGGCCCUCCCAGGAUCCCACAAGAAUGGUCUUGUGAGGAGGUUCAUCAGAGAUGAUAAUGGUGUUCAUUUCGAUAAACCAUCACCAUCCUAUGAUUAUAGUGAGUUUGUGCCGCUUGAAGUAAAAGCUGGCUCCUUUGUAAUCAUUCAUGGUGAUCUUAUACAUCAGAGUUUUGAAAACCGAUCCUCAAAAUCAAGACAUGCAUACAGCUUGCAUGCUGUGGAAACCGAUGGUUGCAUCUGGGUGCAGGACAACUGGCUUAGACGGAAAGUGGAUCCAGAACCUCUAUACAUUUCUUGACUUGCUGAAUAGCCAUGAAAGAAAGUUGCACUGAUGAUGAUCUUUUGUGAAACACUGUAUAUCCCCCCUCUCACUUUUAUUGCUUGUUAUGACAGCCACAAUGCCAAUUACUUGAGUUAUAGCUAAGACUACUAAGUUUUCCAUUGGUAAUAAAUUCUGGAUAUUUUGAUUGCAUUUUUUGUUAUGAUUUCA